Caretta caretta (loggerhead turtle) is the source of this 1581-nucleotide messenger RNA. It is a transcript of the gene RBMX, whose product is annotated as RNA binding motif protein X-linked. The record is from RefSeq and is a predicted model, not a curated record. Gene Ontology annotation, molecular function: RNA binding. NCBI's taxonomy places the organism in Eukaryota, Metazoa, Chordata, Testudines, Cheloniidae.
GCUCGCCAUCGCGUUCGAGGCGGUGACGUCACUUAUAUAAAGGCCUGCAGCGCCUUUGUUCGCUCUCUCAUUGCGCAGUUGCAGCUCGGUCUGCGAGGACGGGAACUGGAGGGGAGGUCCUACUAGAGUCAAAAUGGUUGAAGCGGAUCGUCCUGGGAAAUUGUUCAUUGGUGGACUGAAUACAGAGACAAAUGAGAAAGCUCUUGAGGCUGUAUUUGGCAAAUAUGGGCGCAUUGUGGAAGUUCUCUUGAUGAAGGAUCGUGAAACGAACAAAUCCAGAGGAUUUGCUUUUGUCACAUUUGAGAGCCCAGCAGAUGCAAAGGAUGCUGCCAGAGAUAUGAAUGGAAAGUCAUUAGAUGGGAAAGCAAUUAAAGUGGAACAAGCAACCAAGCCAUCCUUUGAAAGUGGUGGUAGACGUGGGCCACCACCCCCUCCAAGAAGCAGAGGUCCUCCCAGGGGCCUUAGAGGUGGAAGAGGCGGAAGUGGAGCAAGAGGACCACCUUCAAGAGGGAGUCACUUGGGUUCUUCUAGGGGGCCACUUCCAAUGAAGAGGGGGCCACCUCCACGAAGUGGCGGACCUCCACCCAAAAGAUCUGCACCUUCAGGGCCAGUGCGUAGCAGUAGUGGAAUGGGAGGGAGAGCUCCUGUAUCACGUGGAAGAGACAGCUAUGGUGGUCCUCCACGCAGAGAGCCAAUGCCAUCACGGAGAGAUGUCUACAUGUCACCAAGAGAUGAUGGUUAUAGUACAAAAGACAGUUAUUCAAGUAGAGAUUAUCCAAGUUCCAGGGAUACAAGAGAUUAUGCUCCGCCUCCAAGAGAUUAUGCGUACCGUGAUUAUGGUCAUUCCAGCUCACGUGAUGAGUACCCCUCUAGAGGAUACAGUGAUCGUGAUGGCUAUGGUGGUGGACGCGAUAGAGACUAUUCAGAUCAUCCAAGUGGAGGCUCUUACAGAGAUUCGUAUGAGAGCUAUGGUAACUCACGUAGUGCUCCACCUGCACGAGGGCCCCCGCCAUCUUAUGGUGGAAGCAGUCGCUAUGAUGAUUACGGCAGUACACGAGAUGGAUAUGGAAGUCGAGAAAGUUAUUCAAGCAGCAGAAGUGAUGUCUACUCAAGUGGUCGUGAUCGUGUUGGAAGACAAGACAGAGGUCUUCCCCCUUCCAUGGAAAGGGGUUACCCUCCUCCCCGUGAUUCAUACAGCAGUUCAAGCCGCGGAGCACCCAGAGGUGGUGGCCGUGGAGGAAGCCGAUCUGAUAGGGGUGGAGGCAGAAGCAGAUACUGAAAAACAAUCAUAAACUUUUGGACCAAGACAGAUUACUUCUCACAAACCCAAGUGGAAGUUGUUCUAUCUUUACUACCAGAGGACUACUAAAAGGAAAAGUUGUUCUUACCUUUUUUUAUUGUUGCCUGUUAAGUUUCCCCCUCCAUGAUUUUUAUGCUUUUGUGAGGAAAAGUUAAAACAAUGUUUAAUUUCAUUUCAAAAUUGUUAACAUUUCUUUCAAAAAGCAGAUGUUAAAUGUAUAAAAGUUGAGCUGUGUACUAGUGUUGUAACUUUCAAAGUAAAAGUUUCCCUGAAAUGCCAAA